AUGCUCGACAGUUGGCACGACAACGACGCGGUGGAGGUCACGGUGCACGCGUUCGCGUCCACGUUCCGCCUGGCGCAAGACCCUGCGUCGAAGCACCUCGGCAAGUCGGUCUGGGAUGCCUCGAUACAGCUCGCGAAGUGGCUGGAGCGCCACCAGCGCAAGGGCGAGCUCUGCCGGCACAAGGUGGAAGGCAAGAGGGCAAUCGAGGUGGGUGCGGGAAUGGGGUUGGGCGGGAUGGCGCUGGCGAUGCUGGGCGCGGACGUGGUGCUGACGGACGUCGAGGACGUCCUGCCUCUUCUACGGAGAAACGUGGCCGUCAACCUGCAGGCCGGCGAGCACGCGGGCGUUCUCGCGGGCCGCGACCCGCAGUGGAGCGGCAAAGUUGGCCAGGCAGAGGUCGCCCGGCUGGACUGGACCACGUGGCAGCAAGACAUCCCCCCCCUGAGUCCCCCCUUUGACAUUGUCCUUGCGGCUGACUGCGUGUACCACGAGGACCUCGUCGUCGACCUGUUCCACACCGUCGAGGCCCUGUGCGGCCCCCGGAGCGUCUUCGUGUCCAGCCAGGAGUUCCGGUCGCAGGCGGUGCACGACGCGUUCAUGGCGGCAUUUGCGCGCGGGUUCUCCAUUCGCAAGGUGCCGGCGUCGAAGAUGGACCCGGAGCACAGCCACCCGUCGAUCGAAGUGUACGUGAUGAAGCCGCUGCGGGGGCGGCGGGGGCGCGGGCGGAGCGGGAGUGGGCGCGAGGCGGGUGGGGAGGGGGGGAGUGUAGCUGAGGAAGACCAGGGGAGCGAGCCGGCUGGCUCGCGAGGUGAGGGACCGACAUAG
Pedinophyceae sp. YPF-701 is the source of this 825-nucleotide messenger RNA. The record is from the annotation of a GenBank genome assembly. NCBI's taxonomy places the organism in Eukaryota, Viridiplantae, Chlorophyta, Pedinophyceae.